GAUCAAAUCUAAAUCUAGAUCUCUAGAGAUGCUAGAGUCUAGAUUUAAUCCAGAUUUAAGAUUAAAUUGUAGAUUCUAAUCUCGAGAUUUAUAGAUCUAAAGCUAAGGAGAACUUUUAAACUUUUGAAAAAUUAUUAUUUCUGUUGUUUUUCCCUAUUCUAGAUAGAUCUAGAGUAUUUAUCUAUCUAAUUAUUUUUUAUAAGUCAGAGUCAGAGUAGUCAGACUCUUACUUAAAUUUUAAUACUCAGCGGGGACAUUGCCGCAUUGUGACUGUCAGUCAAGUCAGUGUCACAUCAUUGUGGACACUGAGUGAUACUUCAGACUCAAAUCAGCUGAAACACAAGAUUGACUAUGCUGCAUUUAAGCAGAUUAACGAAGAUAACUUUUGCUCUAGCUAUGCCCACAAGUAUUAUGCUGUUGUAUUGGCUUUAUAAGCGAAGAUAUUCAGAUGAGGAGUCCUAUGAAGAUAAAAAAAUAGUUACAUCACGUACUGUUGUCAUAGAUGUGUCUGUACCACCUAAAGCUGUUGGUGCUAUCAUUGGUCGGCAAGGUGCUACCAUCAAACAAAUUCAGAAAGAGACGGGGGCCAGGUUACAUUUUAAAGAGAAGACUCAGAAUGGUGAUAACUCUAGCAACAACCUAUCACCCCGUACUUUGUCUAUACAAGGCAGCCCUGAAUGUGCACAACAAGCGGAGCUAAUGGUUUACCAGAUCAUCACCAGUAUCCCAGAAGUUCUUACAGAGCAAAUACAAGUGCCCAGCUAUUCUAUUGGAGCUAUAAUAGGUAAAGGUGGUACAUCUAUAAGAGAAAUCUCACAUAUUAGUGGUGCUAAGGUGUUUAUAGAAAGAAUAGAGGACACUAAAACUACCAGCAACCUGAGGGCUGUAGAACUCACAGGAUCCAGGCAACAAAUCGAUAAAGCUUUGGAAAUCAUUGAAGAGAAAUUAAAUGUAUUAGAAGAGAAAAGAUCUAAGGACAGAAACAGUAAAAACCAUGUUAGCCAUCACCACCUGAAGUCCGUACAGGUCAACUCAGAUGAUACCCUCUGGGAUAAACCACAAGAAUCUUUCCCCCAGGACUUAGAUCAGACUGGACUGGUUAAUAUUUAUGUAUCAGCUGUUGAACAUCCUGGACACUUCUGGGUUCAAGUUGUUGGGUUUAAAGCUUUACAACUAGAACAGAUACAUCGAGAUAUUACUGACUUUGUAACUACUGAUGAAGCUAAACUGAAUUAUUGUGUAACACAAAUUAUACCUGGUGACCUUGUUGCUGCUCAAUUUGAAGAGGAUGAUUUGACCUAUUAUAGAGCUAAAGUCCUGGGAGAGACAGCAGAUGGACAAGUAGACUUAUACUUUAUUGAUUUUGGUGAUAAUACUUAUGCCUUUAAAGAAAACAUUUUUAAACUAAGGUCAGAUUUCAUCCAAUUUCCUGCUCAAGCCAUUGAGUGUAAGCUGGCCACAGUACAACCAGUUGGUGGUCAGUGGUCUGAGGAAGCAAUUACUUGUUUUGAAAAUCUAACUCACUGUGCACAAUGGAAAGUUCUGUCAGCUGAGAUGGUCAAAUAUGAUGUAGACAGUAAAGGGAGACAAAGGCCUUUACUAAAGCUGAUUGACAAGAGUCAGGGUCAUGAUGUGGAUAUUGCCAAUGAGCUAAUCAGACUAGGCUUUGCUGUUAGAGAAUUAAACUCUAUCAACACAUCAACAUCUGAAAGUAAAUUAAUAGAUGAACAAGGAAUAGUAACUGAAAUGAAGCCACAUGACAGCAAAAUUCUUGCUGUGUCCACUACAGAACAAUCUAGCUAAUGUAUCACUAAUUAUUAGAGCUUUUUGGAUGCAGGCUACCUAUUAAAAUUCUGAGAAUUCUAGUUUUAGUUUAUCCGAAUAUUUGGCAACCUUAAGAAGAGCGGAUGUUAACCCUGGUUCUGACAAAUGAAAAUCUGCAAGAGAAUGAUAGACUUGUUCAAUCACUUGCUCUAGAACUACCAAACUAUGACUAAUGCAGAAAUGUAACAAUGUCAUGUGUACAGUGUUAUGUUCAAUAACCUUUGGCUGAUGAAAACAUCAAACCAAUCAAUAAGGUAGUAGGUUAAACAUUACUUUUUGUUUCACCGUCACCUGUCUCUUAUUCUGUUGCAUUGUUGGGGCACCACACAUUAUCUGUUGACCAUCUCUCUCCUUUCCUCUGUCUUUUGCCAAGAUUUUAGUCUCUCAUUAACAGGCCUGUUUAAGUCAACAAAACUACAAUUUCUGACUGUAAAUAAGUAUCUUCACAUACACCCUUUAAAGAACACAGAAAUGUUUUAAGCAUCAUCAAGAGGCUUUGGAUUUUCAUCUUAUCAAAUUGUAAUUUGUAACAUAUUUGAAAAAAUAGAUUUGCAAACAUACAAAUAAAAAAAAAUAAAACUUAAGGGAAAAAGUCAAGCAAGUGAACUGAAUUAAUGUAUGUAUUGCUAAUAAUAAGAGACUAUUUAGAAAGCAUUAUGUUUCAUUUUUUUGUUUCUCACAUGCACUCUAACAGUUGUGCUAACUUUUCUCUGCUGGUGUUUAUAGAUCAUCCUUUUAGUUAGUACUAAAGUCAGUUAGAAUGGACCACUGAGGAAAAAAGUGUUAUGAAUGGUUUGGCUUUUUAUUCUCCCAAUUAGUGAAAAGAAUUAGCCCCUUCAUUAACUGUUUAUCUUAAGACAAAUCUAAGUAGAAAAAUUAUUUUUGUCAUUUAAAAAGGGCAUAUGUCUAAAGACUUAUUGACUGACUUAGACAAUAUCAUCAUAGUUGUAAUACCUGGGACUUGAAACAAGACACUUUGUUGUAAUAGAAUCGUCCAUUGCUUGUUACUAAUGUGAUUUAUUUUUUCACUGGUAUUUACUAUUUAAGUUGUUGAUUGAACUGUAAUGUAAAUAGUAACUUUACACUCAAAGAGAAGUGUAAAUAAAGUCUGUUGGAUUUAGCAAAGUCCUGGAUGUUUGUAUAUCAAACCCAAUAAAACGUUUAGGGUUGGGUUUUUUUUUGUUCAAUUGUCAUUCUAUUAUUUUAAAAUAAUUCAGUGUAUUCCAUUUGUUUUUUAUUAAGUUUUAUUGAGUAAACUUUCUAUGUUUAUUUCAUUAAAUUCAGUAAAUGCACAAAAAAUUGUAAAUUCAAGGUGUAAACAAAAUUUGUAAUUGAAUAAAGAAGAAAUAAAAGAAUUUGUUUUUAAUAGUUUUAUAAAUGACUAAGACACUAUUUCUUAUUGCAAUUAUAUUUUGUGCAGAGUAAAACUUUUAUCUUGCUUCUGCACAGAUUGAAGAGUUUCACAGAUGUGAAAAUACUGUGAUUGUUUAGAGCAUAGUGCAAGUGCACUUUUAAAAAGAAAAAGGUUUUAUUGAAGUGUGCCAGUUUUUUUUUUUUAAAUGGUUGAGCAAUUUGUGACAAUGCUGUCGUUAUAAAGGUUCUCACCCCUUUUUUCUACAGUAGAUAGUUGAAUGAAGUCAUUAAAUUAAGUGCUAAGUGACACUAAUCCUUUCUAGACAUCUUCUGUAAAAGUAAAAAAAGUUCCCCUUUCAGACCUUGUGGUCUCAAGGGUAGAAGAUGUAAAGGUCAUCUAUUUCCGUGCCCUAUGGUUAAUGACCAACCGCCUUUUACUUUUCCCCAACUAAUGUCAGGUACCCAUUAGAGCUGGGUUGAUUCAGAGGCACCCAAAGAUCCCAAAAUUAAAAAUCCCAGUCUUCACCAGGAUCCCCGGUUCGGAAGCCAAGCCUCUAGACAUCAUUUGUACAUCAAAAUAUUUACCAAUUAUUGCUUUGUCAACAACCAUUGACUCAGGUAUCAUUUGGACCUUUUUACAUUUGUAACUACUCUAACACUAAAUAAAUGGUUCACAAAAA
This is a messenger RNA of Biomphalaria glabrata, 3857 nucleotides long. RefSeq names its product tudor and KH domain-containing protein. Lineage: Eukaryota; Metazoa; Mollusca; Gastropoda; Planorbidae. The record is from RefSeq and is a predicted model, not a curated record. The coding region runs from base 352 to 1803 and encodes 483 amino acids. Gene Ontology annotation, biological process: spermatogenesis. Gene Ontology annotation, molecular function: RNA binding. The transcript is spliced from 13 exons.